AUGCUGAGCCUGCUGCUCUUCCUCGUGCUCAACCACUCCGUCAUGGCCGAAGUAACCGACAGCGAUGACGCCAGCGUUGGCUUCGGUGCCCCCAUCAACUAUGCCCUUCUUCUUGGAGGACUCCUCGCGCUUCUCGCCUACGGCCUGAUCUGGAGGUCUCGCCGCAAGUCCCGCUACGAGCGACCAGUGCUCGUCGAGGAGGAGGAGGAGGAGGAUAUCGACGACAGCCAGCCGAUCCGCUUCAACAGUGAAGUGCUGCAGAAGAUCCAUCCCACCCACUUGAAUUCGCUGGUGGUCAUGUACUCGAUGACGGCCAUGCAAAAAAUGGCGCCGCACGAAAAACGAUGCAUGGCCACCUGGGAGAAGAUGAUCCGCUCACACGCUGAGUCGAUGAAAGCCGCCGUCGCCAACAAGUCGGUCACGAUGGAUGUGAUCGUCGAGGUGUUGCGCCAUCUUGCCACCGGAUUUGCCGCCCAGGUCAUGGAAUUGGUUCGCGAGCCGCUGGAGGCGCUCGACCCCUGGGUCAGGUUCAGCAUUGUGAGCACCAGGGAUGAGCUGAUGCGCCGCGUCGUCUCCAUGCAGGUAAGCCGCAGCUGCUGGCCGAAAGAGAUGCUGCCGAACGACACGGACGAGCAGAUCGUGGCGAAGACGCGGCUUUGGGCUGAGGUGCUGGCCAUAGAGGGCCACAGCUUUGAUGGCAUCUACAUGAUGAUCGAGAACUACACGUUGUCGUUGGUCGACGACGUCAGCAAGGCCGUGUCUCAGGCUCCAGCUCCCUGCAAGCAAGACCAGACGGCCCGGCGCAAACACCGCAAGAAGCAGCAAAAGCGCCAGUGG
Molecule: messenger RNA, 837 nt
Organism: Mesorhabditis spiculigera
Lineage: Eukaryota; Metazoa; Nematoda; Chromadorea; Rhabditida; Rhabditidae
Source: the annotation of a GenBank genome assembly